Puccinia graminis f. sp. tritici CRL 75-36-700-3 is the source of this 1299-nucleotide messenger RNA. RefSeq lists its product as uncharacterized. The coding region runs from base 1 to 1299 and encodes 432 amino acids. The record is from RefSeq and is a predicted model, not a curated record. Lineage: Eukaryota; Fungi; Basidiomycota; Pucciniomycetes; Pucciniales; Pucciniaceae. The transcript has 4 exons.
AUGCGAGAGGAACCACUUGGGCCUCACCCAGGCUUCAGGCUCCCAACCGCUGCUUCUCAUUGUUUGGAACUGGAGCCUACCACUCCAGGCAAAUGGGUUUGCCGUGGGUCAUUCUUCGAGGAUUCGGGCCGAACAUUCGACAGCUCUUCCUGGCUGUUACUGGUUUUUGGCGUUCUCGUGGUCUAUACCAGCAAGGCUAGCAAGGAUGAAGGUAUAAAAAAGUACCCCCUCGCCUGGAUUUCUGCCUUCUUUUCCCUCAACCAGUAUCCUAUGUCGUGGAUGCCUCGUCCCUCUACUCCUUACCCUUUUGUUACCCGCGCUCGAUCUUCCUCUGCGCCUAUUGUUGUGCCUUCCCACCCAUUUCCGACUAUAGGCGAGAGGUCUACCAUGACCGAAGACUAUUCUUCAGACUUUCCGGUCCCAAACGCGUCCCCGGCUGCGCCGUCUUCUCCUGAAGCGGUGAGCAUGGAUCUCGACGUGGUUGUCGAGGCUCCGCCUUCUCAAUCAAUUCCGGCCCCUGCUCCCAUUUCUUCUCCCCGUGUGGUUCCGUCUUUUCGCAUCCGAGGUGCUGCCAACGCGGCACCUCACUCCUCCCCUACUCCGUUGGUUCCUGCGAACCAAAACGGAGUAGGUGCUCGCGCUCGAGGCCGCGCCAGAAACCGUGGUCAGGCGCGCGACCGAGGUUUGGAUCCGGUUCGGGUUCGUGGUCGUGGUUGUGGCUUUGUUCCGGCUCCCUUUCGUGGUCGAGGUCAUCCUUCAGGUAGCAAUAAUCUUCCUACUGGACCGGUUAUCUCGAACCGAGCAGUUGUUGGGAGAGGUGCUACACCUCCUCCAGCUCCCCGGGGAAGUAGGCUUCCUACCCCGCAACUCAGUCCCGGUGGUCCAUUCGAUCGUCACGGUUCCUUGACUUCAGCUGACAACAGCUGGGUGGAGCCUCACGUGCGCACACGCACCCGAGUGCCUUCCCCAGCUCCGUUCGGCUUCUACGACGUUGAUGACUACCAUCGAUUGGCGCCCCAUCAAGUGGACGCUCUCCUCGAUCGCCGUCCUGACUUCGGCCGGUACGAUCAACAUCAGUUCGCACUCAGCUUUACACGGCCUUCUAUCAAGAUGUGGCCUCCGCUCUCGUUGGUCAUUUCACUCGCCACCCCGCCACCAAUACUUUCGAGCGCGAAGGUCGAGUUGCGCUUUUCAGGUUCGUCGGCCGCCGCUACAGAUCCGCCCUACGUCGUGUGCCUACUUAGUUUUAUUACUGCCUAUGAAUGGACAGUUCAGUUUCCAGGGGUAAAAUCUUCCUAA